CUUGAAGAAGGAAUAAAUUGUUUAUCCUCCUUCAAGGUGGAACCUCUCUAUGGACUAUGGGACCAUUGGGACGGAGGAGUAUAUUUUACAGUGAAAAUUCAAUCUCUCAUGCCCGCGCCCCUGUUCGUCUUCCGCCUUGCCUGUCCUGUUUUCCUUGACCGACCUGGUGCUGCAGCUUGUAAUCGGCGGGUUUGAAAUUAAGAGUGCUGAUUUUUUUAUACUUAACCCAAACGAGGCCGUUAUCAGUCCAGAGCCCAAAUGCUGAAAUUGUCUGAAAGGCCGAGGGAAGAGGACGUGAAGCAGUGAGGAGCUGAUUGAGUGAUUUGGGUCUGCCGAUUGGGUGAGGAACGGCGAGCGUCUGGCCGUCUUUGCUUGAGCUUCAACUCUUCACUGUUUCAGACCUGAAACAAUAUGGGAUUACUGAAGAAGUUAAGGGAGUGUCUGCAUUUUAUUUACACAUUGCAAUUCUGGAGAAUGGCAAUCUUCUGGACCCUUGCUCUGGUUUUUUCCUACUUGAAGUUGUAUUCCCAAAACUUUUUAUUGAAGAAAUCUAAACGCUAUCCACGCUGCUCUCCAAAAGAUAGUACAUAUGUCUCAAAAUCUCUAACUAGGCCAAUCUGCGUAAUAACUGGGGCUACGUCUGGUUUGGGAGCUGCUGCUGCCAAUGUAUUCGCCAAUGAGGGCUUUUAUGUUGUUCUUGUAGGGAGAUCAUCUGAACAGCUAUCAAAGGUUACAUAUGAUAUCAGGAAAAAUGGGGUUGAUGUUUGCCUGAAAGCCUUUGAGGUUGAUGUAACUUCCUUUAAGUCGAUUUUCAAGUUCAAGAGGUCACUUCAACAGUGGCUGCUUGAUUCAAAUUUGCAUCCUUCUAUUCAACUCCUGAUAAAUAAUGCUGGAAUCCUUGCAACAACCUCUCGAGUCACUUCUGAAGGAUAUGACCAGAUGUUCACAACGAACUAUAUUGGUGCAUUUUGUAUUACCAAAGUCCUGCUUCAUUUACUGGAAAGUAGCCCAAUCCCUUCACGUGUGGUUAAUGUCACAUCCUUUACACAUCGGAGUGUAUGGUCCAUGCAGAUGGACAAAGGAGCUAUCAAGUGUCCAUCAAAAUCAAAACAGUACCCCUAUGCAGAAAUCUAUGAGUAUUCAAAAUUAUGCAUUUUGUUGUUUUCAUAUGAACUGCAUCGACAAGUUGGCAUGAUGGAGAAACGUCAUAAGCUCUCUGUAGUAGCUGUGGAUCCUGGAGCCGUGAAAACCAAUAUUAUGCGAGAAAUUCCUUCAUGGAUUUCACAGCUGUCAUAUGCAGCCUUGAAAAUUUUGGGUAUGCUUCAAGCACCUGAAGAUGCAGUAGGCUCUAUUCUUGAUGCAGCACUUUCCCCGCCAGAAACAUCAGGAGUCUACUUUUUUGGAGGAAAUGGAAGAACACUUGCAUCAUCCGUGCUUUCCUAUGAUUUGAAAAUGUCCAAGAACCUUUGGGAUACAUCAAAUGACCUGUUCCGGGAAUUACAAGUAGCUCUUGAGAAGCCUGCAGAUAUUCACCCUUGACCUAAAAAAUACUUCGUAUUACUCAGUAAGUCAGUAACAAUCAUCUGCAUCAACUCCCUUAAUCCAACUAUUCUGGUUCAUUUAGUGUCAGUUAUUUCUCUAACAUUAUUUACUACUAUAAUGCGUAGAUAAAGAUAAUGAACAAGUAUAAACCCAGUCCAUCUUCUUUGGUUGUUUUUAGAGCUUCUCUUGUGAGCUUGAUUUACAUAGAUAAAAGUGAUCUGAUUGUAGAACCAUAAACCAUAUGGCCAUAACUCCCGUAGCCAGUGUUUUCAUCAGGGUGGACCAAGUUCAGUUCCGGUAUAGUUCCAGUUUAUACAGAGAAAUGAUUAACAACUACUCUGUCUUCGAAUCUCAGUUCUUUGGCGCCUCAAGAUCGUGUUUUAUUUGACAAGUUGAUUAACAUUUACUCUGCAAUCAUGUACAACCAUUGUCAAUGUGUUUAAAAAACUCGUGUUUUUUUUAUUGCCAAUGUGUUUAAAUUGCACUAUUAUAGCACGUAUUACCACCCGUCAUCCUCAGAACAGUUUCUAGUGGUAUACGGUAUACCUCAAAGGUAGAUCUUAUUCGUAACAGACUGUAAGAGAUCUUGAAGAUCAGAAUAUAUGAGUGCAAGACCUUGGUUUUCGGUUUGCGGACUGGUUGGGACCAAAGUCCAAAACCGGUUCACGGGAUCGGAUCAAGACCUUGGUUUUCAGUUCGGGCAUGAGACCGGUGCUGUUGGGCGGGGGCAAUGGAUCUCCUGCUUAAUAAAGCUAUAAAUGUGUACUCGCUUAUUUUCCAAAAUUGUCCUUGUGGAAUUGUGGUAUUAAUAAAUGUAGUACUCAAGUGGGACAAUAAAAGGGUAAAUAAAUAGUAAGUGGGUGUAAAAUACAUCACUUUUAUAAAGUUAUGCGAGGAUAUAAGAGCAUCUCCAAUGUUAUAAUGUUCACGGUGUACAUGUGGCAUGAGUGAUAGCCACAUAAAUAUUAGCAAAUAA
Molecule: messenger RNA, 2518 nt
Organism: Cuscuta epithymum
Lineage: Eukaryota; Viridiplantae; Streptophyta; Magnoliopsida; Solanales; Convolvulaceae
Source: the annotation of a GenBank genome assembly